Caenorhabditis briggsae is the source of this 606-nucleotide messenger RNA. Lineage: Eukaryota; Metazoa; Nematoda; Chromadorea; Rhabditida; Rhabditidae. Bases 1 to 606 code for a protein of 201 amino acids. The transcript has a single exon. The record is from RefSeq and is a predicted model, not a curated record.
AUGGAAUACGCCGAAUCCUAUUGCCAACAAAAUAAUGGCACCGUAAUGUCAAUCCAAUCACAAAUGGAAAACACAUUUGCUCAAUUCCGCCUUCCCAUCUAUUGGAAAAUGCUUGGCGCCAAAAAAGUCGCGAAAAAUACCUACGUCUGGUUGGAUGGUACCGUAUGGGGGACUUUUGAUAAUCGGGACCCACUGGAUUACUACUCGGACACCUUGGACUGCCUCACGAUAUCCGGUUUAAACGGUCUCUGGCAAAGGGCAAAUUGCUCAUCAAUGCAGGAUUUUUAUUGUAAAAUUCCAUUAGGACCCAAAGUGGACGAUUCGAAAUGCAACUCGACAAUGUUAAUGGUUCCAACGGAAAUUUCAUCGGCAGGUGGACCAUGUAAAUGGCAAUUGGUCACUCCUGGAGCCUAUCCAAUCAGUAUAUACUUUGUUGAUAUGGCAAAUGGGACUACUGUAGAGCUGUACGAUGAGAAUAUGCAGCUGAGCCAGGAAAUUAAGCAAAGUGGAGUUCAUUUCGAUGCGAAGACCAAUAUUCUGAAUGUGGCACAUGAUGGAGUCGGAAGUUUCAAAGCGGUGGUCAAGGCGCAGACCUAUAGUGCUUGA